AUGAGCACGACUGUAAGUUAAUAUAUUUUAUUGCAGUAUUCGUUAUGUAAAACGUAUUUUACUACUAAAAGCUUGUUUUUAAGCGGCUAUUUUAACGUUUUUCACAAUUUGAUUAACCGCUUCUAUGUCUUUCGUUGAUUUUUAAUCAAUUCUUUCGCUUUUGACGUCAAUUUCCGGUAGGAAAACGUCCUUUUAUCUCACACUAUUAACUGUUUUCUAAACUACUGUACCUUAAUUUUGCAUACCAUACUUCUCGCUAUUAUAGCUGAACCUAUUCUGCCUUACUCUACCCUACUUUACUUUUUCCUACCCUACCCUAACCUAGCCUACCCUACCCUAACUUACGUUCCCCUACCGUACAAUACAAUAAUACUGUAAAGCCUAGCCCAUUCUUUCACUCUCUACAGUACCUUGCAUUACUUUAAUUUAACCAAGCACUUGCCGUACCUCAGUCCUAACACACAUUCAUCUUAGACUUAUCGUAAUACAUUCGUAACCUACUCUACUUUGCAUUACACUACACUACCGUACCUUAAUUUACCUUAACUUACCCUAUCCUGUCAUACCUUACCUUAACAUACAUUGCAUUACCUUACUGUACGUUUUCAUACAUUACUCUACUAUACCCUCUCUUACAUUGCUCAACAUACCUUGCCUUAGUUUAACCUAGCCCUACCCAACCCUAACUUAUCGUACCUUAUUUCUCCCACAAAUCUAUAUUUACCCGACCUUAGCACUGCAGUACUAGAACCAUCUCUACAUCGUACUUCAACCAAACUACAAAGAAAACCAAUUACCGUAUUUAUAAUUAUAUUCUCCUGUCAUUUACAAUCCAUCAACGGAAAAAAUCCUUCCUGACUAUUGUUUACUUCCUUAAUGUCACAAAAGUCUACGGAUAUCUCCAUAAUCUGUCUAAACAUCCAGAUAGAAAUACGGAAACUGACAUGUUUAGCCAGAUUCCGGAACAAGAUUUGAAGCUUUAACUGACAUGUUUUGGUAGAUUAUCUUGGCUUGUAGCUAUUGCAUUGCCAUCAGGCUUGGACACAAAGCAGAGCAUAUAAAGUUUUUCGUGCCCUGCCCGGUAAAAUUAUCUAAAUUCCCUGCCCUGCCCAAUACAAAGAGCAUCAGUUCCGUACCCUGCCCGGUAAAAGCAUUUAACUUCCGGGUCCUGCCCGAUAAAGGCAUUUCAAUUCCGUCCCCUGCCCGGUAAAGGCCUUUCAGUUCCAUGCCCUGCCCGGUAAAGGCAUUUCAGUUCCGUACCCUGCCCGGUAAAGGCAUUUCAUUUCUGUGCUAUGCCCUGUGUCCAACCGUGAUUGCCAUUCCUAGGGUCCUAGCUACCAUUUUUAGGGUUUUUUACGUAGAGAGGGGAGGGGGUGGAAGGGUAGGAUGCAUCUAUCAAUGUUCACCUUUCCCCCCUCCCCUCCCCCCUAGAUAAUCCCCUUGCCAUAUCUAUGCCAAUCCCCUUACUAUUUCUAUGCCAAUCCCUUGCCAUACCUAUGUCAAUCCCCGUACCAUACCUAUGCCAUAUCAUUAUCAACUCUCUAAUAGCUUAUCGUUCCAUCAUUUCAGAGUCCGGACGACAAUGAGAACGACAAACAUAUCUUCCAACUGGGGAUUUGUUUCCUGGUGGGCUGGAUGCUGGUCAUAAUUCUAUGUGCAUCGCCUCAGGUCAGUUUUUUUCUAGAGAUUAGCCCCAACUUUUGGGGAGAACAUAAAUCAAAAUGAUCGAUGAACUUACGUCAUUUUCGAUGUUUCGUUGCCUCGCUUUGCCACGUUGGUUCAUUGGUUUUGGAGGUAUAGCGGAGAAGGGGAUUUGGCUAAAAGCAAAUAUUUUUAAUUAGUCCAAACAAAAAAGAAGGCAUCGUAUUUUACAUAAAAUAGCACGAAAUUUCAAAAAAAAAUCAUUAUUUAAAUAAAAAAAAAUUUUUUUUUCAAAAUAUUUUAAAAAUUAUAUAUUGGUCAAUCCUACCCUAAUUUACCCCGCUCUGCCUUAUGUUAUGCAUUACCUCAGUCUAAAAUACUCUGCCCUACCUUACCUUGCCUUACUCUUCACUAGACAUGAGGAACGACCCGGGUCUAACAUUCAAGCUUGGCCCGAGUUGACUUUUUUCAGGGCCGGCCCGUUCCCCAUGUCCAGUCUUCACAACCCUUCUCUACCCUACCCCUACCCUACCCUACCUUUCUCUACCAUGCCCAACAUUACCCUACCAAAACUUGCCAUAGCCUUCUCUACGCUCGCCCUGCUCUAAAUUAUCAAAAAUAAUAAAAAUCUACCCCCUAACUACCCCUUUAAAAAAUAAACAACCGCCAAAAUGUUUUUAAGUUAUUCCGAAACCUAAUCCUGAAAUACGUGCUAUGUUGGUGCUAUCAGCCGGCUGACAAAACCAACCCUGAGACCUUGGAAGAGGGCUUGGAGACCUUCAUCGCUGUACCUAUGGCCGAGAAGCCGUCCAUGAUACUACUACAACAGGUUAUGGGUAUCAAAGGGCUUGAGGCCAUUUCGCAGGUGAAACGACCGCCUACCAUCGAGAUUAUUCCUGAGGUAGGGCUUUUUAUAUCAGGGUAAGGUAUAGUUAAUAUUUUAGGGUAGACUAAGGGUAGGGGUUGAAAUAGAAUUACGGUAGGGUAAUGAUGAGUUAUGGUAGAGUAAAGUAAAGUACAAGAGUAAGUGUAGGGGUAGGAAUAGAAGCCGUGUUAGAGAUAAGGGUAGGGGUAGGGGUAGGGGUAGGAGUAGGAGUAGGGGGUAGGGGUAGGGGGUAGGGGUAGGGGUAGGGGGUAGGGGUAGGGGUAGGGGUAGGGGUAGGGGUAGGGGUAGGGGUAGGGGUAGGGGUAGGGGUAGGGGUAGGGGGUAGGGGUAGGGGUAGGGGGUAGGGGUAGGGGUAGGGGUAGGGGUAGGGGUAGGGGUAGGGGUAGGGGUAGGGGUAGGGGUAGGGGUAAAGGUAGGGGUAGGAUAGGGGUAGGGUUAAAGGUAGGGGUAGGAUAGGGGUAGGAGUAGGGGUAGGGGUAGGGGUAGGAUAGGGGUACGGGUAGGGUUAAAGGUACGGGUAGGGGGUAAAGGUAGGGGUAGGAUAGGGGUAGGGGUAGGGUUAAAGGUAGGGGUAGGAUAGGGGUAGGAGUAGGGGUAGGGGUAGGGGUAGGGGUAGGGGUAGGGGUAGGGGUAGGGGUAGGGGUAGGGGUAGGAUAGGGGUACGGGUAGGGUUAAAGGUAGGGGUAGGAUAGGGGUAGGGGUAAAAAUAAGGGCAGGGUUAUGAUUAAGGGUAGGCUUUUAAAAUACGAAACGCCAACUUAUUCAAUUACCUAAUUUCAGGAAAACGUAGGCCAAAGUCAAGACGCCUUCGAUAUAGCGCCGGCUGAUGUCGUAUAG
Bursaphelenchus okinawaensis is the source of this 3364-nucleotide messenger RNA. The record is from the annotation of a GenBank genome assembly. NCBI's taxonomy places the organism in Eukaryota, Metazoa, Nematoda, Chromadorea, Rhabditida, Aphelenchoididae.